Penicillium riverlandense is the source of this 813-nucleotide messenger RNA. RefSeq lists its product as uncharacterized. Gene Ontology annotation, molecular function: iron ion binding; L-ascorbic acid binding; procollagen-proline 4-dioxygenase activity. Gene Ontology annotation, cellular component: endoplasmic reticulum. The transcript is spliced from 2 exons. The record is from RefSeq and is a predicted model, not a curated record. Lineage: Eukaryota; Fungi; Ascomycota; Eurotiomycetes; Eurotiales; Aspergillaceae. Gene Ontology annotation, biological process: peptidyl-proline hydroxylation to 4-hydroxy-L-proline. Bases 1 to 813 code for a protein of 270 amino acids.
AUGCCCCCCAAGUCCAAAUCCAAAAAAGCAACGACAACCCCCCAAAACCAAAAACAACCCUCCAAUGCCAAUCACAACCCUCCAAAUUGGCCGCCCCUCCGCCCCCUCCUUCCCCCGACAGACCUCACCCUCACGCCCCUCGUCACAGACCAGAUCUACCUAAUCCGCAACUUCCUCCCGGGAACACUUUGCAAGAACUACGUGUCAUUCCUCGCGUCCCUCCCGCUCACCACCACACCGGGCAAACCCAAGAAAGAUGAGGCAGUGCGCGUCAAUGACCGGUUCCAGAUUGAGGACGCAAGGUUCGCGGAGAUGUUGUGGGGGGAGACGGCGUUGAGAGAGCUUGUGAUGGAGAGGUUUGAUGAGGGCGAUUAUGAUUAUGAUGAAGAAGAGGGGAAGAAGGAAGAGAGCACUCUGGAACGGGCGCGAAAAGCACACCACCUUUGGGGCGGGACGCCGCUGGGGUUGAACUCGAAUAUUAGGGUGUAUCGCUAUUCACCGGGUCAAUUCUUUGCGCAGCAUUACGACGAAUCCAACACCCUCACAUUCACCUCUCCCUCAACACCCAGUCCAACACCCGCGCGUACAACUUGGACUCUCCUCAUCUACCUAAGCUCCUGCACAGGCGGCUCAACCACCUUCUAUCCGGACGCGACGCGCGCGAAUCCACAUCCAAAACCGAUCUCCGUAGCCCCUGAGACGGGGCUGGCGCUGCUUCAUCGACAUGGGGAGAGGUGUAUGCUUCACGAGGGGAGUGAGGUGGUUAGUGGGGAGAAGUGGGUUUUGAGGAGUGAUUUGGUUGUUGCGAGGUAG